UGCCACCUGUCGGCAGGUUUUGUUAUAAACCUCCGUUAGCUUGCUUUUUGUAUUUGAACGAGCCUUAGCAUUACACAGUUUAAUCAACAGCUACACAAAUAAUGAAUCGCAAGAAUAAUGCUCCGUUCAAGCCUUCAGCACCAAACAAAGGAGCAACUUCAGGAUACAAACAAGCUGCGCCUGGAAGAGUUCCUCCAGACUUCAUGAAGGCUAUGAAACGCAUAUCAGCACCUGACAUGGCUGUAAAGACUCAACCUGCUCAGAAAGCUGCAGUUCAGUCUCCUGCUGUAAAAUGGAAGUCUUCAUUCACACCGCUUGACAAAAAAGGUGACAACUCUCAGGAAAAAAGCACAAGCAGCUCUGAAAGGACUGAACUUUAUGACCCCUGCAGCCCUCUGUCAUCUGAUUCUGAGCCUGAGAUGCCAAAAACACAAGAACACCACCAGUCCCUGCCCAAUCAGGACCACAAGUCAGGACAUAAACAUUUGUCUGCAGGCAGAAAACAACGCUGGGACGUACCUUACUCCGAAUCAGCGAGCCAACACCUUAACAGAAAUGACUUUAAGACUGGAACUUUGGUUCCAGAGAAUCGAGGUCUCAGUCCAGGACACAGACUGCCUGAACGACAAGCUUAUAGCCCAGAGGCCGAGUCAUUUAAUCAUCCAGGUUAUGGCCCCAUGAGUGGACCCCUGGGCCAAAGAGGCUGCAGCCCUGACAGGCUUAUUCACGCCUCUUCCACCCAGCUGUCUCCUGUGUCUUACGGAGGACAGAGGACGACGGAGGAGAGGACAACAUUGCCAGAAUACAGGAGAGAGAUGAACGCUGCUGUAAGAUUGUCUCCACCCAGAUUAAAGCGGGACUAUCAGCAUACUUUAGCAUAUGAAGAAACAGGACUGGACCAAGACCCACCUUCCACAAAGGUGGCGAGGGACAAGAACGAAUCUGUAGUGAGGGAUAAGGUCCCCAUCACAUGUGACCUCUGUGAGGUUGAGCUUGCAAAUGGGAAGGAGCUGGAGGAUCAUUUAGACAGCAAAAGUCACUGGGACACUCUGGAGCACAUUCAGAAGAACAAUAAUUACGAUGAUCUGGCUAUUGCGUUCCUCCAGGAAGUCAUGCUGUAUAAAAGCCAUCAUUGUAGCCGCCCCAUAGAGGACAGUGCACUACAAGCUCUGCAGGAGAACGACCACAUGACAAGGGUGGAAAUGUUUCACUGUGCCGCCUGCAAACUCUUUAUCUCCACGUCUGCAGCCGAGGUGCAGACACACAUCACCUCUCAGGCACACCUCUCCAACACAAAGGAGUUCCAGCAGCAGCAGAGACUCACGUGCCUCGGCAAAGCAGAAACCAUGCUGAAGGAGCUGAAACCACAGUUUGAAUACUUCCUAAAGGGUGGCAACCCACUGGAAUAACAGAUGUUUCCGUCAUCAAAAUAGUGCUUACACCGAGACGCUGAAGAACAACGGAUGCCACAACCACAUAUUAAUGCUGUCAGUUCUGAUGCUCGUCGCUAACAGAGCAUACUGUUUAUCUGCCAUUCAAGAUGUGUCUGAAUAAAUGGAGAAUUCUUCAGUCUUC
Molecule: messenger RNA, 1575 nt
Organism: Acanthochromis polyacanthus (spiny chromis)
Lineage: Eukaryota; Metazoa; Chordata; Actinopteri; Pomacentridae
Exons: 11
Coding region: 102-1409 (435 amino acids)
Cellular component (GO): nucleus
Molecular function (GO): DNA binding; zinc ion binding
Source: RefSeq, a predicted model, not a curated record